This is a messenger RNA of Harpegnathos saltator (Jerdon's jumping ant), 1465 nucleotides long. RefSeq names its product allatostatin C. The transcript has 3 exons. Bases 256 to 540 code for a protein of 94 amino acids. The record is from RefSeq and is a predicted model, not a curated record. Lineage: Eukaryota; Metazoa; Arthropoda; Insecta; Hymenoptera; Formicidae.
UCGCGUGCUCCAAGCUCGGUCACUCUGUCGUGGAGACAUCAAGGCGACGCUCCUCCUCACUAGCGAGAGACCAGGCAGACGAGAACAGAGAGUUCAGGAUUGUCUCGAUCAUCUCUCGAUCAUCAACUCGUCACGAUCAUCAGCGUCUAUCAUCGCCAUCACCCUUUCUUCCACCGUUCAUUCUUCGUGAGGCCGAGGGCGACGACGAGGGCACGACAGCCGGUACCAACGGUCGACACGAGGUGCGAUAGCAAGAUGCCAUCGGUACGAAGUGCGAUUGCAUUGGCGUUGGUGCUGUUCGUUUUCGCAGAGUGGUCACGAGCAAUGCCGGCUAUAGACAAAGAUAAUAAAGAAAGAAUUCUGAACGCCGUGGACCUGAUGGACGACGACGGCAACAUCGAGACGGCCCUGAUAAAUUACCUCUUCACCAAGCAGAUCGUGAAGCGGCUACGCAAUCAACUGGACAUCGGCGAUUUACAGCGUAAACGCAGUUACUGGAAGCAGUGCGCCUUCAAUGCGGUGUCUUGCUUCGGUAAAUAGGCGCUUGCGACCGCGGGAGAGGGAGAAAGAGAGAGAGAGAGAGAGAGAGAGAGAGAGAGAGAGAGAGAGGAAGUGUGAGAGUGUAAAAUCAUAAGAAGAUCAUGUAAGAUGAAAAAAACAGAAACCUUCUCCAUAUCCUCGCGAUUCUCUCCAAUUUUAAGCAGCUUUUCUCUUCGCGAUUCCACGUAGCUGCGAAAAUUAUUUCGGCUGUGUCUUCGAAUCCUCUGCGACGAUUUUCUUUCACACGUUUUAAUCACUGUAAAAAAGUGAGCGAACAAGCGAUUGAGUAAUUUUAGAAUAGGAUAGCGCGUGGUGGUGCAGAAAAAGAGAUGGAGAAAAUGAUACAUUUAACGAUAUAUGUUAGACGCAAUUACAUAUCAGAGAAAACAUACGCACGUCUGCUACGUCUGAUUAUAUUCUCUUUUCCGAACUACACGUUGCACUACUCGCCUGUCCUAUACCUUGGUUUGCUGUUUGUAACAUCGAUAUGUUUAAUUAAUGUAAUCAUUCGUUGUCGAUGUUUCGCUUAUGUAUAUUAGCGUGCCGUGUCUCUGUUAAUUAUUAAACGACCGUAAUUGUCCCAAUUAAAAAUAUCUUUCCUCCUCAUUCCCCCCGUUGAUUGACUUCGAUCAUUGAAAAUACAUAAAGUCGAUCAUGCGCACGCACGAGUGAAAAUCUCAUUUGCUCUAUGUUGAAUUAAUUUUAAAUUAACGUUACCCGCGAUGUUAAACGCACGCACGGUUCCCUCCGCGAGCGUGAUCGCGUCGCGGCGGCACUUACGGAAUUGGAUCCGCUUAAUUCGUUUAAUCGAAGAACACGGCGUCCCUCAAGUUUUAUUCACUCUUAACUGUUCGUACGAUUCUUAUCUUGGAAUACUAUAAAGACAGAGAAUCCACCUCUUUUCAGAAAUAAUUUGGACAAGUCG